Coffea arabica (coffee) is the source of this 663-nucleotide messenger RNA. RefSeq lists its product as uncharacterized. The record is from RefSeq and is a predicted model, not a curated record. Lineage: Eukaryota; Viridiplantae; Streptophyta; Magnoliopsida; Gentianales; Rubiaceae.
AUGGCUAAUAUCUUAGCGCAAUUGCUAGAGCAACAAGGCCGAACUCCAGUGAAUCAACCUAGGAGCCCUGAAAAUGGAGAGGACAGGGCUCUAAAGCAUUUUCAAAAGUUUGUUCCUCUUAAGUUCCUUGGAGGGCCUGAUCCAGAGACGGCUGAGCAUUGGUUGGAGGCUAUGGUUAAUAUUUUUAUGGCCUUGAAUUAUACGGAGGAAAGACAAGUGACAUUUGCUGUCUUUCAGUUUGAGAGACCCGCUCGGGCAUGGUGGAAUGUUAUCAGGGCAAAGUGGGAGAGAGAACAAACGGCAUGGACUUGGGUAAACUUUAUGAGAGAGUUUAAUGAGAAAUACUUCCCACCUCUGGUCCAAGAGAAGAGAGAGGAUAAUUUUAUUAGGUUACGUCAGGAAACCUUAAGCGUAGCCGAAUAUGAAACCCAAUUCACUAAAUUGUCUAAAUUUGCUCCUGAAGUAGUGGUUACGGAGCAGAGAAGGGUGAGACGGUUUAUACAGGGGUUGAAUCUGGAGAUCCAAGAAGCUUUAGCAGCUGCUCAAAUUCACAUUGCAAAAGCAAAAGAGACUACCACCAAGCCUAUCAACAACAUAACGACAUCACUGAACCAUACUCACAGUCAUCGUCAUCAAGUAUCGGCAGAAACUGAGGGUGCUUAG